AUGGCCCACCCCUACGAGCCCUGGCUGCGGGCGGCGCCUCCCGGUGGCGGUGGCGGCUCCGACGACAUGAACAUCCCGUCCUGGUGGGACCUGCACCGGGACGUGCAGGCAGGGGGCUGGAUGGACCUGCAGCCGGGCCCGGGGGCCGGUGGCCCCGGGGGGGCCCUGGGCCUGCCGGGCUCCCUGGGGCCGUACGGCUCCGACCCCCAGCUCUGCGGCCUGGCGCCCCCCCAGCAGUCGCCCCACCUCUUCCCCCCCGACGGCUUCAAGAUGGAGCCGCUGGCGCCGGAGCUGCAGGCCGAGCCCUUCAUGCUGGACGACCCGCCCGAGGCCUCGGCGCCGGCCCGGCCCAAGCCGCCGCGCCGCUCGGCCUCGCGCGGCGCCGGCCAGGCCGCCUGCCGCUGCCCCAACUGCCUCCACGCCGAGCAGAUGGGCCACGGCGCCGACGACGGCCGCCGCAAGCACCUGCACAACUGCCACAUCCCGGGCUGCGGCAAGGCCUACGCCAAGACGUCGCACCUGAAGGCGCACCUGCGCUGGCACAGCGGCGACCGCCCCUUCGUCUGCAACUGGCUCUUCUGCGGAAAGCGCUUCACGCGCUCCGACGAGCUGCAGCGCCACCUGCAGACGCACACCGGCGCCAAGAAGUUCAGCUGCGCGCUCUGCCCGCGCGUAUUCAUGCGCAACGACCACCUGGCCAAGCACAUGCGCACGCACGAGUCUCCGCCGGCGCCGCAGGGCGAGGACCGCGCUAACGGGGACAAGGCCUUCCCGGGGGCGCCGGCCGCGCCGCCGCCUGACGCCAACGAGCCCCAACUCAAGCUGAAGUGUGAGACGGACCCGUCGGCGUCCGGCGUCACCGGGCAUUCUGGGUAAUCUCCCCUGCCGCCCCUCCUCCGUCAGUAGAGUAGAGAGUAGACGAGGCCGGACCGGCGCUGGACCGGCGCCGCCGCCUCACCGGAACAAAGAUGGAGGUCGCUGCGGU
Cololabis saira (Pacific saury) is the source of this 985-nucleotide messenger RNA. It is a transcript of the gene sp6, whose product is annotated as Sp6 transcription factor. The record is from RefSeq and is a predicted model, not a curated record. The transcript has a single exon. The coding region runs from base 1 to 876 and encodes 291 amino acids. Gene Ontology annotation, molecular function: DNA-binding transcription factor activity, RNA polymerase II-specific; RNA polymerase II cis-regulatory region sequence-specific DNA binding. Lineage: Eukaryota; Metazoa; Chordata; Actinopteri; Beloniformes; Belonidae. Gene Ontology annotation, biological process: regulation of transcription by RNA polymerase II.